UUGGGACACACUUGCGCUGUGUGCGUAUGUGUUUGCUUCCUGUUUUUCUUCUCCUCAAGCCCCCUCUCAUUCAUAACAAAACGGAAUGCUUAAAUUAAAAAUAAAACAAAACACGAACGUUCAUUUACAGCACUGGUGAGAAGAAAAAUGCAACCUAUGAAGGCGCAGUUUCUGUUCGGUCUGUAAAGACCGUAACAAAUGAUAACGGCACCCCUCCAGCCCCAGUGCUGCGGCAGCCGACAAAAGUUCAAGGGCCCUUGUCAGUUGGAGAUUAGCGUGGCAUUGGAUUACUUUGCGGUCGCUUACAGUGAAACAAAGCGCGUUGAGAGGUUGAAGGGUCGAACCAGUGGGGCGGCGCAGCAUUUCUUCACUGCGGCCAUAGUAUCUCUACGUGAUGGCGGAAUCAACAGGUGACACAGCGAGCCGCCGUACUGGCGCAUUCUGGAAGAGGAAAUAUUAUGUGAUAAUAACUGGAGCAAGCGUUGGAAUAGGAAGAGCUAUAGCUCAAGCGUUCAGCCAAGAAGUCGCUGAGAAGUCCGUGUUUGUCAUCACCGGUCGCAACGCCGAGAAUCUCAAUGAAACCAAGCGCCUUGUCGGCCAAGUUGCUCCUGGCGUUGAAGUCAUUGCAGAAGUUAUGGAUCAUUCCAAGGCCAGUUUUGAUGAUUACCGAAAGCUGAUAACGGACACAUGGGCCAAAAUAUCUGAGGCAGACGGCGUUGUUCUGGUUCACAAUGUAGGCACGAUCGGUGAUGUGCACAAGUAUGCAAGCGCCUUCACUGACGAGAAGGAAAUUGACGACUACUUCCACCUCAACUUAACCUCUGUUAUGACACUGACUUCGGCCUUUCUUGAACAGUUUCCAAACAGUUCCACCCUUUCUCGGACCAUUAUCAACAUUUCGUCUCUUGCCGCUGUCAAGCCAAUGGCUGGGGCAAGCAUUUAUUGCACUGGGAAAGCUGCUAGACAAAUGUACAUGAAAAUUAUCGCAGCAGAAAAUCCAACGGUGACAGUUCUCAACUACUCACCUGGCCCUGUAGACACAGCCAUGCAGCAAGCAUUGCACCAUGGAGUAAAUGAGAUUGCUGCUGUGGCAAAAGGUGCGGUGGAAUCUGGUAUGCUUCUGACUCCGGAUGCCACAGCUCUUCGUCUGGUUCAAAUUCUUGGGGCUCAAGAAUUUCAGUCUGGGGAUCAUGUUGACUACUUCGAUCGAACGUAGUGCGUUGUGAACGUCGUGCUUGUUCUAUGGCCAUUCUUGGCAUUUAUUCCAAGGUUACAGUUUAUAACUUUUUUUUCAAACUGAACUAGAAGUGUAUUAAGGAUAUUGAUGGUUGAUGUAAGACAAAGCAUUAGAAGCGUAUGCAAAGAUGUGGGCCCAAUCAAAAAGCAAAACCAGCUUUUGUCCUUUUCAGGAAACAUGAAGUAGCAUUAUCUUGCUUAAUUUGCCAUCCCUUAUUAUUAUUCUUAACAUUACAAUGCAGUGAUGAUAAGCAGUGUGUCACAAGCAGUGUGUCACAAGCAGGUGUAACUUUGUUGUUGUUGCUUUUGUUUAAAGUCUUCAAGGGCAUGCACUUUGUGCAUGAACCAAGGUCACACUGUUCUAUUUUUAUGUGGAGAGAAUACUUAAGGGUACUGAUUUUUCUGCUGUAGUCUUGCUUGAUUUAAUCUUGCUACUUAGUACAAUAUGUAUUUAGCAACUUUAGGCCACCUUUCGUAAUGCUACUUAGCGGCUUUCAAAUUGCUGUGGCUACAUUUUCCCAGCUUAUUCAUGGUUGUACUGGCAGCGCAGUAUGCUUCGCAUUUACUUCCAGUGUGCUUGUUGAUCGUGCCAAUAAAAACUGCCAAUACAUAAUUGAAUUACUGUGCCAAUAAAUUGUGCCAAUACAU
Messenger RNA from Dermacentor silvarum, 1884 nucleotides. Its product is annotated as sepiapterin reductase. Bases 395 to 1216 code for a protein of 273 amino acids. The record is from RefSeq and is a predicted model, not a curated record. The transcript is spliced from 3 exons. NCBI's taxonomy places the organism in Eukaryota, Metazoa, Arthropoda, Arachnida, Ixodida, Ixodidae. Gene Ontology annotation, biological process: tetrahydrobiopterin biosynthetic process. Gene Ontology annotation, molecular function: sepiapterin reductase (NADP+) activity.